GGAGCUGCUCCUGUUGAGCAUCCUGAAAUGGGACGUGUCCGCGAUCACAGCUCAUGACUUCCUAUGGUAUAUACUUAAAAGACUGAACAUGGACACGGCCAAGCCGUUCGUGGACAUUGUUAUCAAACACUGCGGCACAUUCAUCGGCAUGUGCGCCAGAGACUAUAAAUUUUGYUCGUACAAGCCAAGUGUGAUCGCGGGGGCCAGCAUCGCGGCUGCUCUCAAUGGACUGGAAUACGCGGCCAUUUACAAGUACGACUUGUUCAAUAAGCUGCACGCCAUCACUGGCUCUAAAAAGGAGGUCCUGAAAGCGUGCCAAGAGCAAAUCGAAGCAAUGGUCGAGGGCCACAAGAGACAGCGCAAGGAAAUGGAUUACCAAAAUAUGUACGAAAAGCCGUACGACAAGACUGCCGAGUCGGACGAUAAUACAAAUUGUUGGAUUUGAGAUCGUCGUCAGACUUACAAAAAAAUAUAAAUGUACGAGGAAAAAAACUACACCGAAAGAAAAAAAAAACAAAACAAUUUUUAUUCCGAUUUUAUUUUACUAUUAUUAUUAUCAUUAYAUACUCCACUGCAGUAAAGUUCACUUGUUAGGUACAAACAAACCAAUCGGUGAUAAUAAUAUAUCAUCGGUCCACAUAUUUGAUUACAC
Diuraphis noxia (Russian wheat aphid) is the source of this 652-nucleotide messenger RNA. Its product is annotated as G1/S-specific cyclin-D2. NCBI's taxonomy places the organism in Eukaryota, Metazoa, Arthropoda, Insecta, Hemiptera, Aphididae. Gene Ontology annotation, molecular function: cyclin-dependent protein serine/threonine kinase regulator activity. Gene Ontology annotation, biological process: mitotic cell cycle phase transition. The record is from RefSeq and is a predicted model, not a curated record.